CACUGAAACAAAACAAUAAUAAUGAUGAAACAUCCUCUGCACCCAGCACCCCAAAAAAGCAUAAUCAUCUCUCUCCAUCAAAACCUUCCUUCCCUUAAAUUUACAUCUCUUAACACCACACAAUUCUCAUUCUCUUCCAUCAUCCCCAUUCCCCAAUAGCCAUGAAACCUCUUUUUCUUAUUUUCUUUCUUCUCUAUUCCUCACCCUUACUUGUCUUCUCUGUUGAUCCUCCUUCUCCGCAACUCAUUUCUCUUCUAUCCAUUAAAUCUUCUCUUCACGAUCCUUACAAUACUUUCCAAGACUGGUACCUUUCUCCCUCCUCUAAGCCUAAUUCGCAAAACCCAGUUUGGUGUUCAUGGUCUGGUAUCAAAUGCAACGCCAAAACUUCUCAAAUCAUUUCGCUUGACCUCUCGCGCCGUUCGCUUUCGGGUGUUAUUCCUCCUCAAAUCAGCAACUUAACCAGCUUAAUCCACUUGAAUUUGAGUGCAAAUGACUUCGAUGGACCUCUCCAGUCGGUGAUUUUCGAGCUACCUGAGCUGAGAACAAUCGAUAUCAGUCACAACUACUUCAACUCUACUUUCCCACCUGGAAUCUCCAAGCUCAAGUCUUUGAGAAUCUUCAAUGCUUACAGUAACAAUUUCACUGGUCUACUACCCACAGAGUUUGUUCAGUUAAGGUUUCUCGAACAUCUCAACCUCGGAGGAAGCUACUUUAACGGAGAAAUUCCAGCUGAUUAUGGUAGUUUUCCAAGACUAAACUUUCUAGAUUUAGCUGGAAAUCUUUUAAAUGGAUCAUUGCCAGCCGAGUUAGGGUCCUUGACUCAACUCCAGAGGUUGGAGAUUGGAUACAAUAACUUAAUUCAAGGCGAGCUUCCAGUGGAGCUCGCAUUGCUGUCAAAUCUCAAGUACUUGGACAUCUCAAAUUGCGAUCUCUCAGGUUCUUUAAAACCUGAGCUUGGUAACUUGACUAAGCUUGAAAAGUUGUUGCUGUUCGGUAACCAUUUCAGCGGCGAAAUCCCGCUGAGCUACACCAACUUGAAAGCUUUACAAGUUCUCGAUUUAUCUAAUAAUCAACUCUCGGGCCCAAUCCCGGAAGGACUAUCUUCUUUAAAAGCACUAUCCAGGUUGAGUCUAAUGAACAAUGCGUUAACCGGCGACAUACCGGAAGGAAUCGGCGAGCUGCCAGAAUUAGACACGUUGUCUUUAUGGAACAAUUCAUUAACAGGAAUUCUUCCGCAAAAACUCGGCUCAAAUGGAAAGUUGCUCACAGUUGACGUGUCUUCAAACUCACUCACGGGAACAAUCCCACCAACUCUUUGUCAAGGCAACAGGUUAUUCAAACUCCUCCUUUUCUCCAACCGCUUCACAAAUAAUCUUCCAGGAAGCCUCGUCAACUGCACCACUCUGUCAAGAGUCCGAAUCCAAGAUAAUCAACUCAAUGGCUCCAUUCCGUAUGGUCUCGGUCUCUUGCCCAACUUAACCUUCAUGGAUUUGAGUAACAACUUCUUCAGUGGCGAAAUCCCUCAGGAUCUCGGCAAUGCACCGCGGCUCGAGUACUUAAACAUCUCUGACAAUUCCUUCCAAACAAGUUUGCCCAGUAACAUCUGGAGCGCGCCCAAUUUGAAGAUUUUAUCGGCAAGUUCAAGUCAACUUAUCGGAAAGAUUCCGGAUUUUAUCGGGUGUAAGAGUAUAUACAGGAUCGAGUUACAUAACAACUCCCUUAAUGGCAGCAUUCCUUGGGAUAUCGGCCACUGUGAGAAGCUUCUUUCAUUAAACUUAAGCAGAAAUUCGCUUACUGGUAUUAUUCCAUGGGAGAUUUCAACGCUUCCUUCAAUCACAGACGUUGAUCUUUCUCAUAAUCUUCUCACCGGUACUAUUCCUUCGAAUUUCGAAAACUGUAGCACGCUGGAGACUUUUAACGUGUCUUAUAAUUUGUUAACGGGACCGAUACCGGCUUCAGGUCCGAUAUUCCUAAAUCUUCAUCCCUCCUCAUUUGUUGGAAAUGACGGACUCUGUGGCCGAAUUUUAACCAAGCCGUGUCCCGCUGACACGUUGGAUGCAGCCAACAUGGCGGUACGUAAUCAUCAGCAGCAGCCGAAAAAGACGGCCGGGGCCAUCGUUUGGAUCAUGGCCGCCGCCUUCGGUAUUGGGCUGUUUGUUCUCGUCGCUGGGACCCGCUGCUUCCACGCAAAUUACAGCCGUAGGUUUAAUAAUGAUAGAGAAAUCGGACCGUGGAAAUUAACCGCCUUCCAGAGGUUAAAUUUCACGGCGGAUGACGUGUUGGAGUGUCUGUCUAUGACGGAUAAGAUUCUAGGGAUGGGGUCCACGGGUACUGUUUAUAAAGCUGAAAUGCCAGGUGGCGAGAUCAUAGCCGUGAAGAAGUUGUGGGGUAAACAUAAGGAGCAUAUCAGGCGGAGGAGAGGAGUGUUGGCUGAGGUGGACGUGUUAGGAAACGUGAGGCACAGAAACAUAGUGAGAUUGUUAGGGUGCUGCAGCAACAGGGAGUGCACGAUGCUGCUGUACGAGUACAUGCCCAACGGAAAUUUAGACGAUUUGUUGCACGGGAAAAACAAGGGAGAAAAUCUGGUUGCUGAUUGGGUAACGAGGUACAAGAUUGCACUGGGAGUGGCUCAGGGGAUUUGCUAUCUUCACCAUGACUGUGAUCCUGUCAUUGUUCACCGUGAUCUGAAACCCAGUAACAUUCUUCUGGACGGUGAGAUGGAGGCUCGAGUGGCCGAUUUCGGCGUGGCAAAGUUGAUCCAAAGUGAUGAGUCCAUGUCCGUCAUUGCCGGCUCCUAUGGCUACAUUGCGCCAGGUACAUAUGCUUACACACUUCAAGUUGAUGAGAAGAGUGUUUACAGCUACGGCGUCGUGUUAAUGGAGAUUUUAAGCGGUAAGAGAUCGGUUGAUGCGGAAUUUGGAGACGGUAACAGUAUCGUGGAUUGGGUGAGGUCAAAGAUCAAGAGCAAGGAUGGAAAUGACAUUUUGGACAAGAAUGCCGGGGCUUCUCUCGCAUCGGUUAGAGAGGGAAUGUGCAAAUGCUUAGAUGCAUUACUAUGCACUAGCCGGAAUCGGCGCGGACCGCCGUCUAUGAGAGAUGUGAUGUUGAUGCUGCAGGGAGCCAAGCCCAGAGAAAAUUGCUCGGAAGUAUAGUUGGCGGUGAUGUUGUGAUUAGCGUGGGUGAAAAUGAUGAUAUUUCUGUUCAAAAACUACAGUAGAAUGUAAUGGGAUUAACCUUACGAGUUAGUGUUUUUUUUUUUUUUUGUUUUUCUUUUUUGGGGUUAAUUUUCCAAUGGUGGGGAUUGGUAUAGGAGAAGUGAAUUUUCUUUUUCUAUUUUAAUUUUCUUUUUCUAUUUUCAAUGGAAUUUUCUCAA
Messenger RNA from Pistacia vera, 3373 nucleotides. RefSeq names its product leucine-rich repeat receptor-like protein kinase TDR. The record is from RefSeq and is a predicted model, not a curated record. Gene Ontology annotation, biological process: protein phosphorylation. Gene Ontology annotation, molecular function: receptor serine/threonine kinase binding; ATP binding; protein kinase activity. NCBI's taxonomy places the organism in Eukaryota, Viridiplantae, Streptophyta, Magnoliopsida, Sapindales, Anacardiaceae.